This is a messenger RNA of Geosmithia morbida, 1245 nucleotides long. RefSeq names its product branched-chain amino acid aminotransferase. The record is from RefSeq and is a predicted model, not a curated record. Gene Ontology annotation, biological process: L-valine biosynthetic process; L-leucine biosynthetic process. NCBI's taxonomy places the organism in Eukaryota, Fungi, Ascomycota, Sordariomycetes, Hypocreales, Bionectriaceae. The transcript is spliced from 2 exons. Bases 1 to 1245 code for a protein of 414 amino acids. Gene Ontology annotation, molecular function: branched-chain-amino-acid:2-oxoglutarate transaminase activity. Gene Ontology annotation, cellular component: mitochondrion.
AUGCGUUCAGCUCUUCGGUCCGCCAGCCUGAGGAGUGCCACGAGGGCCACACAGGUCACGAGGGCACUACCUGUCAGCUUUGCCGCUCGCUCUUACAGCGUCAAGGCCGAUGCCGCCUCUGCCCCUAAGCUGCGUCCUCUGGAUGCGUCCAAGCUUACCAUCACCAAGACGCAAAACCCCAAGACCAUCAGCAAGCCUGAGAACCUCGUCUUUGGCAACGAGUUCACCAACCACAUGCUCACCGUUGAGUGGAACAAGCAAGACGGCUGGCUCGACCCCAAGAUCAUUCCCUACCAGAACCUCUCGCUGGACCCGGCGACGUGCGUCUUCCACUACGCCUUUGAGUGCUUCGAGGGUCUCAAGGCCUACAAGGACAAGCAGGGCCAGGUGCGCCUGUUCCGUCCGGACAAGAACAUGAGCCGUCUGAACAGGUCGUCAGCACGCAUCGCACUCCCGACAUUUGAGCCCACGCAGCUCAUCGAGCUCAUCUCCAAGUUUGCCAACCUGGAGAAGGACAUGGUCCCCGACCAGCGCGGCUAUUCACUGUACCUACGCCCGACCAUGAUCGGCACGCAAAAGACGUUGGGUGUCGGCGCCCCCGGCUCCGCCCUGCUGUAUGUCAUUGCCUCGCCUGUGGGCCCCUACUACCCGACCGGGUUCAAGGCCAUCUCGCUCGAGGCCACCGACUACGCCGUGCGCGCCUGGCCCGGCGGCGUCGGCGACAAGAAGCUCGGCGCCAACUACGCCCCCUGCAUCGUUCCCCAGAUCGAGGCCGGCACCCGCGGCUUCCAGCAGAACCUCUGGCUGUUCGGCGAGGAGCAGUACGUCACCGAGGUCGGCACCAUGAACAUGUUCGCCGCCAUCAGAGACCGCGAGACGGGCCAGAAGGAGCUCGUCACCGCCCCAAUCGACGGCACCAUUCUCGAAGGCGUCACCCGCGAUUCCGUCCUCAGCCUGGCCCGCGAGCGUCUCGUCCCCGAGGGUUGGAAGAUAUCCGAGCGCAAGUACACCAUCAAGGAUCUCGCCGACGCUGCCGCCGAGGGCCGCCUCCUCGAGGCUUUUGGCUCCGGUACUGCCGCCAUCGUCAGCCCCAUCCGCAAGAUCUCGUGGCAGGGUAAGCUAAUUGACUGCGGUCUCAAGGAGACCGAGGAAUCGGGCGAAGUUGCUCUCCGUAUGAAGAAUUGGAUGGAGGCUAUCCAGUACGGUGACGAGGAGCACCCCUGGAGCUACGUGACCAAGGCUUAA